GUGGUGAGGGGCGGGGUGAGCGCCCCGCGGCCUUGUCCCACCCCAAACCCGUUGGGAUGUCUGGCGGAGCGUGCUUCCCGCUGGCCGACGCGCCACCCCCGGCCCUGGCCAUCCUCCAGGAAGCGGCAGCGCUGAACGGAGGCUGGGGAGAGUCCAGCUCAAGCUCUGACUGCUCAGAUGCCUCAGAUGAAUCGGAUAGCUCUCAGGAGGAAGAGGAGCCUCUGAAGGAAGAGGUGCCAGCUAGCGGCACGAGGCUACGGAGUGGACAGGGGCUCGUCCGGCAGCAGCGACAUGACGGGGAAACCGACGGCGGCGGAGCCGAGGGCGACGGCGACGGCUCCGACUCGGCGCCCGGUGACGAGGAGGGGGCUCUCACGAGGGCGCGGCGCUCUGCCGGCAGGAGCCAGCGUCCGCCGCGUGGAUCGCAGGAGACGUGCGAGCGAACGGGCGCGAGCCCGGCGCCGGCCGGCGCGGCGCGCGACCACGACGAGGCGUUUGCCGGGCGCCCGGCUCUUGAAAGGCACGGGGGCAAGAAGCACGCGGCGGCGGCGGCGGCACCACGCACGAAGGCGCGCAGCCUGCAGUGCGAGGUGUGCAACAAGAAACUGGCCUCCUACAACGGGCUGUGGCGGCACCGCAAGACGCACACGGGCGCGCGGCCCUACCCGUGCGACGUGUGCGGCAAGAAGUUCUCGCGCCUGUCCAAUGUGACGCGGCACAAGCGGCAGCACUCGGGCGAGGCGCCCAGCAUGCCGCUGCAGUGCGCGCAGUGCGGCAAGCGCUUCCCCUACGCGUCGGCGCUGCGCGUGCACGCCCGCGCCCACACGGGCGAGAAGCCCUACAUGUGCGAGAGCUGCGGCAAGAUCUUCUCGCACACGUCGGCGCUCAACGAGCACAGGCGCACGCACACGGGCGAGAAGCCCUUCGCCUGCGAGGUGUGCGGCAAGCGGUUCUCGCGCAACUCGGUGCUGGUGCUGCACCGCAAGAUCCACGUGGGCGAGAAGGCGUUCAUGUGCGACGAGUGCGGCAAGGAGUUCCUGCUGUUCUCGCACCUCGCGCUGCACACGCGCGUGCACACGGGGGAGAAGCCCUACAAGUGCCUGGAGUGCGGCCGUGCCUUCGCGCAGUCGUCCAACCUCACCAAGCACAUGAGGACGCACACGGGCGAGAAGCCGCACAAGUGCGAGGUGUGCGGCAAGGGAUUUUCGCAGGCACGGCACCUCCUGCGCCAUGUCGCCACGCACUGCAGCUGAAGCGCGUGGGCCCCAAGUGCCACGUGGCAACAACGCGGCUGCUGAUGAAAUAAGGAUUCGUCAUCGAUUAACGUCAAGCGUUUUCUGGAUUUAUUUUUUUUGCGUGCUUUUUUUCACCAAUUAUACAGCGUUUGUGGUACUGGUGGCGUGACAAAGAACGUGUCACUUGGGGAAGGCUCAGACCGGAGGAUCUAAGGCUGGGAAUGCAGAUUCGAACCCAAGAUUUCAGCAUUGCCGAUGGCUGCACGAUACAUCCAUCGGAUCAUUUGUGUAAGAAUCAGUUGUUUUCAAGCCACAUGGUUUUAUACCACUACAGCUUCCACUUGCACCGUACGGGCAAAAACAGAAAGGGGUUUGUGAAUCGAACCUUGACCACGAAGCGUGACAGUUUUCUUGAGUCAUGGCAGGUGCGAAUCGUUAAGUCGUCCCAUCAUACUUGACUGGCAUGACGCACGGUCGCUGUGAAUGUCAAGACUGAUGUACACAACACUACGACGUUGCACUUUUUUAGGUGUGUUUAUUAAUAUUGUAGCUUGCCUGGUGUCUGUGUUUGGGAAUGUAGUGGUUACAAGCCAUGUAGGAUCGGUGAUGCACGGCGCGCGUAUUCAUGUAUAGUUAUUGCCGUGUGCAUAGCGCUAACAUCCACGCGCUAUAAUUUCUUUACAGUGGAACGCGUGGACUCGCCAGUUUCCCAGCACAGCUUUUUUUCCUUUUUGACACGAUGCCUGCUCCCUCAUCGCGUUUAAUAAAUACCCGUUGCCACCGCUGCGGGGCCGGGUUUUGUGCCAAGA
This is a messenger RNA of Petromyzon marinus (sea lamprey), 2044 nucleotides long. Lineage: Eukaryota; Metazoa; Chordata; Hyperoartia; Petromyzontiformes; Petromyzontidae. The record is from RefSeq and is a predicted model, not a curated record.